Messenger RNA from Dama dama (fallow deer), 851 nucleotides. RefSeq names its product RNA polymerase II subunit G (gene POLR2G). The transcript is spliced from 8 exons. The record is from RefSeq and is a predicted model, not a curated record. Gene Ontology annotation, biological process: DNA-templated transcription; transcription initiation at RNA polymerase II promoter; positive regulation of nuclear-transcribed mRNA poly(A) tail shortening. Lineage: Eukaryota; Metazoa; Chordata; Mammalia; Artiodactyla; Cervidae. Gene Ontology annotation, molecular function: translation initiation factor binding; single-stranded DNA binding; single-stranded RNA binding. Gene Ontology annotation, cellular component: P-body; RNA polymerase II, core complex. The coding region runs from base 129 to 647 and encodes 172 amino acids.
AGUCCCGCCCACUUUUCGGGGCAGGCCCGGAAACGGGGUUGGGGAAGUUGCUGUAUUUCCGGUCGGUGUGUAGGCACCGCUGCUCGUGCAGCCGUAGACCCGGCUUCUGUCCAGCCUCCUCCGGGAAGAUGUUUUACCACAUCUCCCUGGAGCACGAGAUUCUGCUACAUCCGCGGUACUUCGGCCCUAACCUGCUCAACACGGUGAAACAAAAGCUCUUCACCGAGGUGGAGGGGACCUGCACCGGCAAGUAUGGCUUUGUAAUUGCCGUCACUACCAUCGACAAUAUCGGUGCUGGUGUGAUCCAGCCAGGCCGAGGCUUUGUCCUUUAUCCAGUUAAGUACAAGGCCAUUGUUUUCCGGCCCUUUAAAGGGGAGGUCGUGGAUGCGGUGGUCACUCAGGUCAACAAGGUUGGACUCUUCACAGAAAUUGGUCCCAUGUCCUGCUUCAUCUCUCGACACUCCAUCCCAUCAGAGAUGGAAUUUGAUCCUAACUCCAACCCACCGUGUUACAAAACGAUGGAUGAGGACAUUGUGAUUCAGCAGGACGAUGAGAUCCGCUUGAAGAUUGUGGGAACCCGUGUGGACAAGAAUGACAUCUUUGCUAUCGGCUCCCUGAUGGAUGAUUACUUGGGGCUUGUGAGCUGAGCACCAUGACCUACCUUGUUUGGUCCCUAUCUAGGAGGUGUGACUGUCACACUUAGCAUGUUGUCCAGAGGCCCAGUCUGGCUGCUGUCGGGGAGGCAAGGAGGGUUCCUUGCCCUCAGAAGACACCUGGCUCUUCUUGUGGCUUAGCAGCCACUCCCGGAUUUUUGACUGUGUGUUCUAACCAUAAAAGGUCCUUGAUUUUCA